Molecule: messenger RNA, 423 nt
Organism: Helobdella robusta
Lineage: Eukaryota; Metazoa; Annelida; Clitellata; Rhynchobdellida; Glossiphoniidae
Exons: 1
Coding region: 1-423 (140 amino acids)
Source: RefSeq, a predicted model, not a curated record
AUGAAUGCAGAAAAAUUACAAAAAUCGGAGCCUAUGGAAAUUCCAAGCUGCGUGCGAAACUAUACCAAUGAGUAUAGAAUCCAGCGAAGAACCCUAGGUCCACAAAUAGCACAACAAAAACAAAACAACGAGGCGGAUUCGUUUUCACCUAAUCCAAGGCCUGUUUUCACUGGGCCGUCAAGUCUGGUCGGCUUUCGCACAACCAAGGGCCUGUUUUCACUGGGCCUGUCAGUCAGUCGGUCGAUCGGUCGGCUUUCGCACAACCCUGGCCUGUUUUCACUGGCCGUCGAGUCUGGUUGGCUUUCGCACAACCAACACAAAACAACAAGAGUCAGAACAACACUGGAAACAAAUUGUGUGACUUUAGUACGCGUGCGAAACUAUGCCAAUGAGCAUAGAGUCUCGUACCAAAUCCACUUUUGA